AUGAAGACCCAGCACCACCACCAAAACCAAAAGAAACUGGGUCGUCGUAAGGAUGAGAAAGUAGACAAGCUAGUAGUAGAUCAGUUGCCUACUGAUCUAGAGGUGGAGAUACUGGCUAGAUUGCCGGCAAAGUCUCUGAUGAAGGUCCAAUGCGUGUCCAAGAUGUGGUCUUCCAUAAUCCGAAGCCAGAGAUUCGUCGAUUCCUUCUACGCUUUGUCCUCGACGCGAUCGCGUUUCACAGUCACUUUCUGUAACGCCGACGCCGAGCGAUUGUUCAUCUAUUCAUCUUCCUUCGAGGAGGAAGAGAGAUCUUUGGUUGCCAAGCUACAAAUGACAAUACCUUCUGUGGACUUGAUCUACGGCUUCAAGAGUCCUUCCGUCCACGGCUUUCUCGGUUGUUGUAGUGGCGAUCAGUUCAUUGUAUGUAACCCUACCACGAGGCAAGUCAUUAGCUUGCCCAUUAAAACAGCCCGCGCAUCCUUGGGAUAUGAUCCUGUUGGUCGUCAAUUCAAAGCCUUGAACCUGGUGUCUCCUCCUGACCUCUUUCCUGCUUUUCUUGUGCACGAGGCUAUAACAUUUGAAGGAGGAGGAGGAAGAGUAUCACGCAAACAGGUUACCUCCGCUCCUUAUUACCCUGUAACCGAUGGACUUUACAUCAAUGGUUCCAUCUAUUAUGCUGCUUGGGCCCGUAGCCAAAAAAGGGAUCCGGUGGUUGUGUGUUUUGAUGUUAGAUCCGACAACAUCAGUUUUAUCAAAGCCCCUUGGGAAGUUGUGGCUUGCGACUCUGAUUCAAUAUUGAUUGAUUACCGAGGUAAGUUGGCUUCGAUUAUAGUAGACGCCUAUUCUCCUUUCCAAAUUUUUGGUUUAUGGAUACUUGAGGAUGCCUUGAAACAUGAAUGGUCCAACCAAACCUUUGAGCUUCCCUUCCCUUUACUCAAUAUGACUUCCCCGGGCACCAACAAGGCUGGUGAUAUCAUUUUUGCCCCAACAUAUCUCCCACCCGUUGCUACUUUCUUCUUCCUUUACUACUACAAUGUAGAAAAUCAACUCAUCAGAAGCGUUAGGCUCCACGGUGUUGCAGACGAUGAAGACUUUCAGCGCCGAUAUGGACUCCUAGAUUAUUGUUACGUCAAUAUCUCACCCGAACAUGUUGAAAGUAUUGCCUCUUUGUAA
Camelina sativa (false flax) is the source of this 1173-nucleotide messenger RNA. Its product is annotated as F-box protein At1g30790. Gene Ontology annotation, molecular function: protein binding. Lineage: Eukaryota; Viridiplantae; Streptophyta; Magnoliopsida; Brassicales; Brassicaceae. The record is from RefSeq and is a predicted model, not a curated record.